Messenger RNA from Rhineura floridana, 2798 nucleotides. RefSeq lists its product as uncharacterized. The record is from RefSeq and is a predicted model, not a curated record. The transcript has 2 exons. Bases 740 to 1924 code for a protein of 394 amino acids. NCBI's taxonomy places the organism in Eukaryota, Metazoa, Chordata, Lepidosauria, Squamata, Rhineuridae.
UUUGAGGGGGAUGUUUUGGAAGAGGAGGAAGAAUUGGAAGAACUCAGCCUGUAAGUACAGAACCUCCAAUAUGUCUUUAUUGCAAAAUUGGCCACAUAAAUAUGGGAAGUGCAGGCUCCACCGAAGAACUGAAGCAGCUGGCACUUUUCGAGCUCCAACAGCACCUUAUCAGCAACAGGUCCGGACCAGAAUUUUUUACACCACCCCCACCGCAACUCCAGCCGUUGUCCAGUUACCAGGCACGAAAGGAGGGGAAGCCUUAAGCGACUGUGGAAAACUGCAGCCUUGACCCAGAUGUUGCCAUUAGAUGAACCACUCCAACCCUUCCAGCCUGGUGACUGGAUCUGGAUCAAGUCAUUUUCCAAGGCUUCGCCACUGGCUCCUUCCUGGUCAGGCCCAUUCCGGAUUCUUUUUACACCACACACAGCGGUCAAGGUUGCUGAGUGCGGUACCUGGAUCCAUCACAGCCACAUCAAGCCUGCUGUCAUUGACCACAGCCAAGACAUUGCCAGUCCUAUUCCAGCUCUCAAGUUAAGGAGAAACCCAGAGGAAGACAAGUGGUCCAUUGCCAACCUGUUCCAGGAAGUCUGAUGAACAUCUUCCAAGAACUGUGUGAAUCACACAUUGCUUGCUAUUCAGUAUUAUUAAUUUGUUGCCUUAUUUUUGUUAUUUUCCUGUGUCUCUGCUGUGCAAAACCUUUGUAUCAGAAAUAUUGGUGUGGCCAAUCUAAAGAAGUACGAUGGUGGGCCUCCUACAACCUGUGCCCAACAACUUCCAUGGGGCCACGGCCAGUCUAAUGCUGAUUCUUACCAUAUGUACUUCUCUCCCUACGGUACCCAGAAUGUGUUGCUUAUGCUUUGCUUGUAGACAACAGAAAUGUGCUGUUCCAUAUAAGUACUUACAGCCAUAUUUUACCGUUACCCUAUACCAGCCCAUAGCCUCUUGUGAUACAGAAGAAAUUGUAGUUACAGUUCAAGAAGGUCAACAAGUGUGUAUUUCUCCCUUAGUCCCUCAGUAUGCGAAAUUCAAAGUCCUAUGGCAGAAAAACUACCCCAUACAGAAAUGGGGUGUAUUAUCCCAUGUCAGUCCAUUGCCUGAAUGGGAAACAGAUAUAGCUCAAAACCAAAUGUUAUACAACAUGUAUCCAUCCUUCCAUAUUCCUUUCCCAGACCUUGUUAAAGAACAUAACUCAGUACUUGGACUCCUGCAAUUUACGGCCACCCAUCUAAAUCUGAAGACCUAUUGGCUAUGUUUGCUUUCAGGUAUCAUCCCCCAAGAUUUAUUACCUUUUAGAGUGCUCCCACUCACUCCCAUGGAAUUAACAUCCCCUUAUCGAUUGGAUGAUGACACACUCCAUGAGAAUAGUACAUGCUGUGACUAUCAAAUUCCCAGUAACACAUAUUGGUCUGUAACACCCACUCAAGGGUACCAUUGUGUUGUUAGAAAUUGCACAACAACAAGUUGUACCAUUUUGGGAAUAAGCAGGUGCAAAUGGACACAGCAUUGGUGGACUCAUUCUGUGUACAAUGGUCCAAUAGAUUGCACCAGAUGGUACCCCAAAUGGAAUCAGACCUGUGAGACUAAACAACAUGAUUUACACUGGCCACGACGAUGUGAGUUAGCAGGCCAGCCCUGCUGGGAGAAAAAUAUAACUGAGGGUUUACAUUGGUUUAAUGAGACAAAACUUGGCUGGAAAUCUGCAACUGGUUUUGUUACUGGCUUUACACCAUUCUUCUUAUCAAAUACAUCUUGGGCAUUUAGUGUCUCAAAAUGCAUAGAGUCCAGUCAACUGGGAGUAUAUCGAUGUGGGGAUUCACAUGUUUGGAAUAGGUGGCCAUGGAGAGGGUAUUAUGAAGAACCGCCCUCCUCAAGGUACACCUAUGAAACUUAUCAAGGGUAUGCCCCGAAUGGAAAGGAAGCAUAAUCAGGACAUUAUUUGAUUUGUGGCAACAAGGCUUAUAAAGCCUUACCCAAAAAUUGGGCUGGGAUCUGUUACAUUGGGACAUUGCUUCCUCCUUUUCAUGUUCAUUCUCAUGAUGCUCCUGCCAUUUAUCACCCUCACCUUUAUUACUGAUUGGUGGUCGUGGUGUGGUCCUGGCUUCCUAAUCUUGGUGGGUUAAGAAGUCUUGCUGUUAGUCUUAUAAGCCUCAUCUUCUGUCUUGUUCUAAUAUGCUGCUGUUUCCAGUGCAUAGGUAACCUGCCUGGUGUUAUGAGCAUGUUUUUCUCUUGGUGUAAACCUCAAGCAGUUAAAAUGCAGAUGCUGACUAUGAAUGACGUUAAUGAAAUACAAGCAAAAAUUGAUGCCAAAUAUUACCAGAAUUCCCACAAGUGACCCUCUGAUAUGCAGGCAUUCAGAAGGGUCUAAGGGAGGAUUGUUGAGAUUUUGGGGCUCACAAACCCAUUUCUCCCACAAAUCUAUUUCUCCUGUCUUUGUGAGUGCUCAGGGAAGCUUGUUCUGAGUUACUUUUGCUCUACAAUUCUACAGCCAGCACACACUGACACCUUAGUGAAGGCCACUUUCACUUGCUAUCCUAUGUUAUGGCUUCAAGCCUUCUGGCAAAGAAAACACUGAUGCUAAGCAGGCUGAUAACACUUGUUCAGCAGACUUGAAAACUAUUGUAGAGUAUACACAAAGAGCAAUUUGAAACUAUUGUAACUGGAACUUAGCCAGCAAGUGUGAAUGAUGGAGUGUGCCAUAUAUGGUGUGUUUCCUGCAACCUCAGUGCCUGAGGGUAUAAGAAACCCGUGUCUAAUGUCUAUUGCUGGUCGACCCCACUCAUCCUGCUGAUGAGUGUGAG